Messenger RNA from Symbiodinium necroappetens, 1737 nucleotides. NCBI's taxonomy places the organism in Eukaryota, Dinophyceae, Suessiales, Symbiodiniaceae. The record is from the annotation of a GenBank genome assembly.
AUGGCUCAGGAUUCGUCUGCCAAGAGGCAGAAACUUGAUGCAGUGCCUGUGUCAGGUGUCGCUGCUGCAUAUGAUAGAGUCCUGGCCGAUGCUACUGCAGCGUCCACAGGAGUAUACAGUGGGCGGCUGCCUUGGGAAGUGGGAUGCUUCAGGGAUAUUUUCAAGGGGUCAGCCAGCACAAUGACUGGGCCGACUGCAAAAGCUUUGCUCAUCAAAGAGGUCAGCCUGCCAGGCGACACACCGGAGGAAUCUGCUGUUAGGACCACUCCAGAUGGGCAUGUGAGGCACCCUAUUUUCAGUCAGGUGCUCAAGAAGGCGCCGAAGAGUUUGUUGGGGACAAGAAGUUCAACCGAGCGGGAAGCUGUUCUGCGACGGUGGAUUCUUGUCCUGAGCCAUAAUUUGGAGGGCUCUGCUGUCGGGCGAUAUUUGGAAUCAGACCCAAGCAAUGGAAUUUCGAUAGUCAGUGAUGCUCUUGGUGGCAAGAGUACCAGCACAAUUUUGAAGCGAGUUCGAUUUUGUGCACGACUCAUUGCAUGGGGCGACAAGCAUGGGUAUUUGAUUUUUCCAUUGAGAGCCAACAUCAUUGUCGAGUUCAUGCGUGUUUUGGACAAACCAAGUCAACAGGGAGAGUGCAUGGAGACAGUGAAUUUCUUGAUCCACAUCAUGGGUGUGGAUAGCCAGCAGAAUCUGGCCCGUGACCCACUUCUUCAAGGCCUGGUCCGGGGUGCUCAGUUUUCCGAGCAUGAGCGCAAGCAAUCGAGAGUUUUAUCUGUGAAAGAGAUUGAAGCUCUUGAAGAAGCUCUGGCGGGGCAUUCACUUAACAAGAUUGAUCGCUUCGCUGUGGGAGUUUUCUUGUUCCAAGUUUACAGCCGGGCAAGAGUUUCAGAUAUUCGGAGCAUCACCAAGUUCGAAGUCGACAUGAUCGGGAGCCAGGGCUAUCUUGAAGCAAGAACAACUGAUCAUAAAAAUCGACGCAAGGGCGCAGGCCUGGGCAUGAGCUUGUGUCUGGUCGCUCCUGCAAAUGGUCUGGGAAAGAAACCCUGGGCCCUGUCGUUCUUGGAAGCAGCGCGAGAUGUAGGUAUCGAUUUGGAGAAGGGACAUCGAGGACCCCUUCUUCCGAGGCUUUCCUUCAACCACGAGUGGACAAACUCUGCAGUCAGUGCCUCAGAGACGACGGCAUGGCUCAACAGGAUUCUUGAGGUCCUUGUGCCAGGCGGUUGCGUCGAGGGGCUGACGUCACAUGGAAUGAAGGCUCAGCCUCUUAGAGAGUUAGAAGACUGCCUACAGAUGAUCAAGGCUGGUUCAUUCUUACCGGAUGCCACACGGUCUGGAAUGAUGCUCACAAAUGCCAAGGCGACAUUACCACCCGAGCCGCCUUCCUUAGAAGAAGCUCGUCCUUUCAUCAGCUUUCAGGCGAGUUCGGGUGACCCUGGAGGACACCAGCGCUCCAACGAUGAGUUUGGACCUGAUUGGGGUCAGGAUCAAGAAGAGGUUGAGUUCUCAGAGGUCGCUGCAGACUCAGGCUUUGCAAGUGGUCUUGGGUCAUGGAGCGAGUGCGACCAACCGUUGAGUGAGGAAGGCUUCAGACCUGAGUUGGGUGCAGCACCGGGCCAGCCGUCUGCCGCAUUAAACGACCCGGAGGACUCCAGCGAGUCGGACAGCUCAGGCGAGGAUACAGCCGACGACGAGGAUCGCAAGUACGAGGUCCUCUCAUCUGCACCCGAGAUCGAGAAGUUG